GGAGAGAGACUUUUUUGUUUUUAUUUUUAAAACUUUGGCUGGAUUUUGGUGUCUUGACUCAGCAAAGUCUGUAAUGCAGCAGGGCUUGGUAAGCAUUAAAAGAGGGUGGUGAAGCUUUCUUUUAUUUCAUAAUCCCAAUUGUUUUUCUAGAAACCAUCAACAGCCUCUAAAUGACUGACUCAAUUUUUGGAUCCUAAUCUCAUGACUAAGCAAAUGUUUGAUUUGAAACCAGCCCAGUAUAAAUGUCUCUGCCUCUGACUCUCCAUAGCUACUCCUGUAUUUCUUUCGGCAGUGGAGAAGUCAACCUGUGCACCAAAGAUGUCUAAAACUGGAACCAAGAUUACUUUCUAUGAAGACAAAAACUUUCAAGGCCGCCGCUAUGACUGUGAUUGCGACUGUGUGGAUUUCCACUCAUACCUAAGUCGCUGCAACUCCAUUAGAGUGGAAGGAGGCACCUGGGCUGUGUAUGAAAGACCCAACUUCGCUGGGCACGUGUACAUCUUACCCCAGGGCGAGUACCCUGAAUAUCAGCGUUGGAUGGGCCUCAACGACCGCGUGGGCUCUUGCAAAGCUGUUCAUCUGUCUAGCGGAGGCCAGUAUAAGAUUCAGAUCUUUGAGAAAGGAGAUUUUAAUGGUCAGAUGUAUGAAACUACUGAAGAUUGCCCUUCCAUCAUGGAGCAGUUCCAUAUGCGAGAGAUCCACUCCUGUAAGGUGCUGGAGGGUGCCUGGAUUUUCUAUGACCUUCCCAACUACCGCGGCAGACAGUACCUCCUGGACAAGAAGGAAUACCGGAAGCCCAUUGACUGGGGUGCAGCGUCGCCCGCGGUCCAGUCCUUCCGCCGCAUUGUGGAGUAAUGACGUGGAUGGGGCCAUAGAUUUCCUCCCGAGAGCCAAAUGCUGGCUGGCCUUGCGGUACAAAUAGGCAUCACAAAUAAAACAAUUGGCCCGCAUCCCACUGCUGACUACAGUGCCUCUUCUUAAACGCUUCUAGGGACCAGUAAAGUAGAGCCCACCGCAGUGGGUAGCUACACAAAGCAACUCAUCCACCAGAUUAGCCAUCUAGAUCUUUGUGCCAAACAAAAUGAGACUGCAUUAAAAGAUUAGAAAAUCA
Messenger RNA from Chinchilla lanigera (long-tailed chinchilla), 1111 nucleotides. RefSeq names its product crystallin, gamma S (gene Crygs). The record is from RefSeq and is a predicted model, not a curated record. Gene Ontology annotation, molecular function: structural constituent of eye lens. Gene Ontology annotation, biological process: visual perception; lens development in camera-type eye. NCBI's taxonomy places the organism in Eukaryota, Metazoa, Chordata, Mammalia, Rodentia, Chinchillidae. The transcript has 3 exons. Bases 319 to 855 code for a protein of 178 amino acids.